CAUCGUGCUCAUGUUUACGUUUUCUCAUUCAUUGGUGCUCUCCCGCUUCUAUGCUAUGCAUACAGGUUGUUGACGUUAUGACCUUUCCUCCGCAGUGCACAGUCCACGCUUUCUUUUUGCUUCGAGAACAUGGUUGACAAAAAGAUACUUAGCAUUGGUUUGGUGUGUUUGGAUAUCAUUAAUGUUGUGGAAAAAUACCCGGAAGAAGAUAGCGAUAGCAGAUGUUUAUCUCAGAGAUGGCAGAGAGGAGGAAACGCAUCAAACACGUGCACUGUUCUGUCUCUGCUCGGGGCUCCGUGUGCUUUUAUGGGCUCAUUAGCGCCUGGACCAGUUGCUGAUUUCAUCUUGAAUGACUUUCAAAUGUACAAGAUUGACAUCUCUCUUCUUCUGGAGCAUGCCGAAUGCUCUUUUCCAGCCUCUGUAGUUAUCAGCAAUGUGAGGACAGGGAGUCGCACAAUUCUGCACAUGAACAGUUUCAUCGUGGGGGAUUUUGCACGGCGUGGGGUGGACGUUUCUGGUGUGGCUUGGCAACAGAGGGGCGAGACCCCGUGUGCCUGUUGUGUGGUUUGUCCUACCACGGGCUCUCGUACUGUUGUGCUCUCAGACACAAACUUACCAGAUGUUUCUGUACAAGACUUCUCAAAGGUGGACCUGAGCCAGUACAAGUGGAUCCACUGGGAGGGCCGUAAUGCUGAAGAACAAGUGAAAAUGAUUGAGGGUGUGAGAGAGUACAACAGCAAACAGGAAGAGAAGAACCAAAUCACCAUCUCUGUAGAAAUAGAGAAGACGAGAGAACCUCUUUACCAGCUGUUCCCUCAUGGUGAUGUGGUGUUUGUUAGUAAGGACGUGGCCAGACACUUCAGGUUUGAUUCGGCCGCCGCUGCACUGAAAGGCUUCAGCAGUCGUCUAAGAAAGGGGGCUACCCUCAUUUGUGCCUGGGCAGAAAAGGGUGCCGAUGCCAUGGGUCCUGACGGCACAGUCAUCCAUUCAGAUGCAUUCCCUCCAGAGAAGCUUGUUGACACACUGGGAGCCGGAGAUACGUUUAAUGCGUCUGUGAUUUAUACUCUUGCAAAUGGGGGCAGUCUGCAGUCUGCGCUCACAUUUGGCUGCCAGAUUGCAGGCAAAAAAUGUGGCGUUCACGGAUAUGAUGGAAUCGUAGAGUGAGCAUGGUGAAGUGCACAGCUGGAAUGUGACACAGACAUGGAUUAUAUUAUGAUUUACUGGGAAACAAAUGAAAAGACUAAGGAAAGAGUGUAAUAUAGUCGUAAGUAAUAACAGCAUAUUCUAAUUAUGCAUCUGUAUGUUAAAUUAAUGUAGAAGACUUCUUAUACCUGCAUAUGUGCAAUAACGCUAAAGUGAAAUGACUAAAGUUCUGUUUAUAUGCGGCUUAUUGAGAAAAUUACUUUUAAUGCCUAAUUUUGACCUCAAUACUACAUAAUACUUGUAUUAGAACCAGAUGCAGCAGUGUUAUAACAAGGAGGCAAACGGAACCAGUGAAAUACCACGUGAAGAGUUGGUUAAGGUAGUUUACAAUGAUUUAAAAAUGGUCAUAAAGCAGCGCUGAAGAGUCAAUAAGUGAGUAUUCUGUAAGAGUUCACUUUUACAGGCAUUAGGGAGGUUUGUUUUGAGCUCUGAAGUGCAAAGAUGUUGUUGCCUGGUUUUUACUGAAGUGUUGGCAGGCAUCUCCGCUGCAUUGGGGAGCACACGUGUUGGAGAAAAGGAAGAGGACCAAAGUGUAUAAGGGUGAAAGACAAACAGGAUAUGUGACAUUUUCCCACCCAGUAUCGUUUAGACACAGCUGGCCGACACUACACGGAUUCUUUCACCCCACCCAGAGUGUAAUAAUGACACGCUGUCUGUCUGUAACAUGAAUACUGACUGUGUUGAGGUUAUCUAAGGAAAAGUCUAAAGAAAAUGGUGGUCGUUGUCUACGUUUGUCUACAUUUUGAUGCAUAUCGAAUAAUCAUUUUUCUGAUAUUGGAUGACCUCAUUUUUCAUGCAAAUUACACAAGUUUCCCCUUCCACAUAUAUGGGCUGUUUGGGCAGGUAAAAUACAGUUAUACACCAAAAGGCUGUUUAUCUAUCAGCAAUAUUUCAGAAUACAGUGACCUAAUGUAAAGAAUGACUAUGAAAAAAGUUUUUAAAAAAGGCCUUUAGGCUUCACCAGGUUAUUCUCAAGAGUGAAAUUGACCUUCAACCUCCACAUCCCAAAUCACCACAAGCCUCAAAAGUGGAUGCAGAUGUUGCUUUAGGAAGAGUAAUAAACAAUUUGCACAUUCAGGUCUGACUUUAUUCUGGA
Molecule: messenger RNA, 2299 nt
Organism: Triplophysa rosa
Lineage: Eukaryota; Metazoa; Chordata; Actinopteri; Cypriniformes; Nemacheilidae
Gene: khk
Product: ketohexokinase
Exons: 9
Coding region: 130-1164 (344 amino acids)
Biological process (GO): fructose metabolic process
Molecular function (GO): ketohexokinase activity
Source: RefSeq, a predicted model, not a curated record